Molecule: messenger RNA, 3351 nt
Organism: Lobosporangium transversale
Lineage: Eukaryota; Fungi; Mortierellomycota; Mortierellomycetes; Mortierellales; Mortierellaceae
Product: armadillo-type protein
Exons: 9
Coding region: 72-3203 (1043 amino acids)
Biological process (GO): protein import into nucleus
Cellular component (GO): cytosol; nuclear envelope
Molecular function (GO): small GTPase binding
Source: RefSeq, a predicted model, not a curated record
CAUUUCUUAAGUCUUGUCCCAUUUCCCCCUCUCCUCAUUCAUUUCUUUUUAUUAAUUAACAGGAGAUCAGAAUGGACAUUCAAGGCCUCUACCAGCUUUUCCAGGCGACUUUCCAGCCCGAUCCUAAUCUACGGAUGCAGGCGGAACUAAAGCUGAAGCAGCUGGAGAAUACACAGGGAAUACUCAUUCAAUCUAUGCAGAUUGUUGGUGCUGAAGAAUCUGAGAUCCAUGUUCGUCAGGCUGCUUCCAUCUACUUCAAGAACGCGGUCAGACGCUAUUGGUACGAGCCAGAGCAGGACAAUACGGAUCACCUCAAGAUCGCAGAGGCUGACAAGGAUACCAUCAAGUCAAACAUCUUGCAACUUCUUGUCUCCGCCCCUCCCCUUGUUCGCACACAGCUGAUUACUGUCUUAGGCACAAUCUUGUCUAACGACUUUCCUCAAAAGUUUCCUGGCUAUCUCAACACUGUCCAGACAUUACUUCAGUCUCAAGACCAUAAGAUUGUCUUUGUUGGCCUUAUUGCUUUGAAAGAAGUCCUCCGCGUCUACAAAUUUAAAAUCGAGGAGCGCGAGCCACUGGAUGAGAUUAUUUCGACUUUCUUCCCUGCGAUUCAACAGAUCGGAGCAGGACUGAUAAGUGCUAAUAAUGUCGAAGCUGCAGAAAUGCUCAAACUGAUCUUCAAAUGCUACCACUAUACCAUCCAGGUUGAUCUUUCAGAACGCCAGCGAGACACUGCUUCAUUGAUUCCGUGGGGGACUCUGCUUCUUCAAAUGGUCGAGAAACCUGUCCCCACAGAAGGCCUUCCUACUGACCCUGAAGAGCUAGAGAAGCACCCUUGGUGGAAGGCCAAGCGUUGGGCUUAUCAGUGUUUGAACCGUCUUUACACUAGAUACGGAAACCCUGUAUCCUUGCCUGCAGAUUCCAAAUUCAAACCUUUUGCCAAGACAUUUGUUUCCAACUUUGCACCCAAUAUUUUGACUGCUUACUUAAAACAAGUUGAGCUUUGGAUUGCUAAGCAGGCUUGGAUAAGCCCGCGCGUACUCUGCCUGAUUGGAAACUUUUUUGAAGAAUGUGUGAAAGACAAGCAUAUCUGGUCCCUUAUGAAGCCUCAUUCUGAGACACUGAUUACCCAUUUCAUUUUCCCUCAGUUGUGCUUCACUGCUGCAGAUGAAGCUCUCUGGCUUGACGAUCCUGUUGAAUAUGUUCACGCCAAGAUUGACAUGCUGGAAGACUUUACAAGCCCCUCCGCUGCUGCCGUUAAUUUUUUGACUGUCAUGGCUCGCUAUCGUCAGAACGCUUUCAUGCAAACCCUCACGCUUGCUAAUAAUGUUCUUCAAAAAUACAGUGAAGCGUCUACUGAUUCAAAGAAUCCCAGAGAAAAGGAUGGCGCUCUAGUUAUGAUUGGUGCUUUGUCGACUUUGAUCCUGCGCAAGAAAUCAUUGGCGGGCAUGAUGGAGCCUCUCUUUGUCAAUCAUGUCUUUCCCGAAUUAAAGAGCCAAUAUCCUUUCCUUCGCGCUCGUGCCUGCGAGAUGAUCAAUCAAUUUAGCGAUUUGGAUUUUAAUGAUAAAAAUAAUUUGGCGAUUGCAUUUGCUGGCUUGAUGGAAUGCCUCCGUGAUCAGGAGCUCCCGGUUAAAGUUACUGCCGCUUUGGCUCUUCGUCCUAUGAUCCGUCAUGAGGUAGUCUGUGAAGCUAUGAAACCUCAUCUCAAAUUUGUCAUGCACGAGCUGUUGGCCAUGACUAGCCAAAUUGAUGUGGACACAUUAGCGGAAGUCAUGGACGAGUUUGUUGAGGUUUUUGCUCAAGACCUGGCUCCUUUUGCGGUCCAACUUUGCGAGCAGCUGCGCGACACGUUCUUGCGCAUUUGUGAGGACAUGGACAAAGGAAUUGAUGGACUUGAUGAUCUUGACGACGCUGCACUCGACGAGGCUUCAAACAAGACCAUGGCUGCAAUGGGUGUUCUGAAGACCAUGGGUACUUUAAUCCUCAGUCUUGAGAGCACACCUGAGGUCAUGAAUCAACUUGAGAUGGCGCUCAUGCCUGCUAUUCAGUUCACGCUUCAGAAUGCGAUCCAUGAUCUCUUUGAUGGUGUUUUUGAAAUCAUUGACAGCUUUACGUUCUCGGGUAAGACUAUCUCCCCUAAUAUGUGGAGCGUCUUUGAGCUAAUCUACAAGACCUUCAAGGAGUCUGCUUUGGACUUUAUAGAAGAAAUGCUUCCAUCUCUCGACAACUAUAUCUCAUACGGCAAGGAUGUUGUUAUUAGCAACGAGAAUGUCCAGCAUAUGAUCUAUGACAUUUUUGAGACCGUCAUGAAAAGCGACCGUUUGGGCGAAAAUGAUCGCGUCUCGGGCUGUAAACUGGCAGAAUCUCUAUUGUUGAAUUGCAGGGGACAUGUCGACAAGUAUGUAGGCCCUAUUUUGGCCCUAGUCUUUGAGCAUCUCGCUCCACCAGAGCGCAUCCGGAUGACUGAGUUCCGUAUUCAGGCGGUCGAGGUUGUCAUGAACGCUUUAUAUUACAAUCCUUCAAUUACACUGCGUAUCCUGGAAGAGAAUGGCUGGACUCAACGCUUCUUGACAGUUUGGUUCACAAGCUUGGACAAGUUAUCGCGUGUUCAUGACAAGAAAUUGUCGAUUGUUGCGUUGUGCUCUAUUCUCAGUGUCCCUGUCGAGCAGCAGCCGCCUGCGCUUCAGAGCGGAUGGUCUCAAAUUUUAAAUGGUAUCUUGAGCAAUUUUGAGGGACUUCCCGAAGCCCAAGCAAAGCGCAAAGAAAUGGAAAAGAUGUACGAUAUCGGAGAUGAUGAGGAUGAAGAGGGUGAGAAUGAUGUGCUUCACCCAGAAGCAGAUCUUGUUGAGGAGGAAUGGGUUGAUGACGAGGAGGAUGUCUUUGACGAAGGCCACGAAUACAUUGAAUAUCUGGCUAAGCAAGCCUCCAAGAAUCGUCCCGCUGAUCGUGAGGAUGACGAAGAGUCAUUGUGGGAUGAACUGGAAGAAGAGCUUUACUUUGAGUCGCCACUGGAUAAUCUGGACCCCUAUAUUCUCUUCCGCGAUGUGUUCACCGCAUUACAACAACAGCACCCAACCUCGUAUAGCGAGCUUACCAAGGCCACAACAAAGGAGCAGCAGGACUUUAUUAUGCAUCUGUUCCAGACAGCCGAAGCAAAUGCCAUCAAAGCUGCUGAGGCUGCCGCAGCUGCUCCCAAAGCAUAAAGGAGUAUCAAGAACAAUGGAUAUCAUUUUAUUAUCAUGAAUUUUUUUUCCCGCAUGUUUAUCAUGGCUCUCUUGACUUUUUUUUUAUCCACCAUUUAGCAUAGUUCAUCUCCCAUUCAUAUACAAAGGUUAAUAAAGAUAACGAAAC